Aspergillus nidulans FGSC A4 is the source of this 303-nucleotide messenger RNA. RefSeq lists its product as uncharacterized. The coding region runs from base 1 to 303 and encodes 100 amino acids. NCBI's taxonomy places the organism in Eukaryota, Fungi, Ascomycota, Eurotiomycetes, Eurotiales, Aspergillaceae. The record is from RefSeq and is a predicted model, not a curated record. The transcript has 3 exons.
AUGAUUUUGAACUUUCCAACUCUACGAUACAAGUUCGUUGUGCGAGAACUUCUCCUCAAUGCCAGAACUACUGUCUGCAACAUCUCACGAGCUCGAAUUCCAGAGCAGAAUCGUGGUGCACCAGAACUAGUUGCGGUCAAUGACCUCGGGCAGAGACUUUGCGAUACGAUUCCUGCGUUUUCACUCAAAAGUUCUGGCAACCGAAGCUCUCUUAUACUACAACUUGAGCACGAUGGAAAGAAUGAUACCGUCAGCCAUAGCCACCAAAACAAUGUUCUGUGGAAGAUGAUUCUGCAAUCAUGA